This is a messenger RNA of Salvelinus fontinalis (brook trout), 1379 nucleotides long. It is a transcript of the gene ptger2a, whose product is annotated as prostaglandin E receptor 2a (subtype EP2). Gene Ontology annotation, biological process: inflammatory response; positive regulation of cytosolic calcium ion concentration; cellular response to prostaglandin E stimulus. Gene Ontology annotation, molecular function: thromboxane receptor activity; prostaglandin E receptor activity. Bases 170 to 1168 code for a protein of 332 amino acids. The record is from RefSeq and is a predicted model, not a curated record. Gene Ontology annotation, cellular component: plasma membrane. The transcript is spliced from 2 exons. Lineage: Eukaryota; Metazoa; Chordata; Actinopteri; Salmoniformes; Salmonidae.
GAAGACGCUUGUGGCGCCAUCACAAUAGGUGCUCUCCUCUCUCAACCUGUCUCAUCACAAGCCCAGACACAGCAACGUUUUAAGUCUAAUUCUACUGAACAGCAAAUCGUUUUGGAAUAUCACCCAGAUAGAGCAGGACUGAAGUAUUUGACGAGGCAACACUCUUCCUAUGGCAAAUGACACAGAGAAUGACCCAUGCCACAGCAAUCUGCACAUUGACAAGGGGAACCCGCGCAUCAGCGCGAUCAUGUUCUCCGCCGGAGUGAUAGGGAACUUGUCCGCUUUGAUCCUUUUGGAGAUCCGCCGCAGGAAGUACCAGAGCCGGCAGCGACUGUCGCUCUUUCACGUUCUGGUCACCACGCUGGUCGUCACGGACUUGAUGGGCACCUGUCUGGUCAGCCCUUUUGUCCUGGCUGCCUAUUCCUUAAACACCACCAUUAUUGCUAUGAUUAACACUGAACCACCUGCAAUGUGUGAGUAUUUUGGAUUCUGUAUGACUUUUUUCAGCUUGGCCACAUUAUUUCUCCUCUUCGCCAUGGCGCUUGAGCGAUGCCUCUCAAUUGGCUACCCCUACUUCUACGGGCGGCACAUCACUAAACGUUGUGGAUAUAUCACCAUUCCUUUCAUCUAUUUAGUUUGCGCGGUGUUUUGCAUCAUGCCCUUUUUGGGUUUCGGGGACUACGUGCAGUAUUGCCCGGGCACGUGGUGCUUCAUUGACAUGAAUCCGUUAAUGCCCGAAGACCGUGUUUACCCAGUCCUGUACGCAACUGUUAUGCUCAUUUUAGUCCUUUCUGUAGCAGCUUGUAACGCCUUUGUCGUUUAUCACCUGGUUUUGAUGUACCGGAGGCGCAAACUAAACGGGGGAUCCGUGACAACUCGGAGUAAGAAGGACCGGAGAGUCCUCUCCAUGUCCGAAGAGGUCGAGCAUCUCAUCGUACUGGUGUUCAUGACGGGGAUAUUCAUGAUUUGCUCCCUUCCUCUGGUGAUCCGUGUGUACAUAAACUCCGUGGGCCAGCGGAAAGAGAGCCACAAGACGGACCUCAUCGCCCUCCUCUUUCUCUCCACCAACUCCAUCGUGGACCCCUGGGUGUUCAUCUUCCUCAGCCCGUCAGUGCUGCGCUUCUUCUGGGGAGCGUUGUGCAAGGUGCCCCUCCUGCGCUCCAGGUAGUCCUUCUUCAAGUCUUCCCUGGGGAAGGACACACACGCCCAGCUGGAGCUGUGCAAUCCCAGUGCUUCCUCUGAGUUCACCCACCCCCCAUGUCCACGCAGAUGGUUUGACCCGCUGAUGUAUUGGACCUGAUUGGGGCCUUGUAAUAGCCUCCGAAGGGAGAAGCCACUCAGAAUAGAGCUGCUGCCCACAUGUCCCGGCCCGCCUGGUG